AUGCUGCUGCGCUGGAGACCGGGGCUGGGGCUGCCGCUGCCGCCGCCGCUGCUGCUGCUCCUGGGGCCGCUCGGCCCUUUCUCCCCGGGCGCCCUGGCGGGACCCGCGCGGGCCGAGGACGCCGUGGAGCUGGACUUGGCCACCGAGCGGCCGGUGCAGCGGGUGAGUCCCGCCUUCCUGUCCUUCACCAUCGACGCCAACCUGGCCACGGACCCGCGGUUCCUCGCCUUCCUGGGUUCUCCGAAGCUCCGCACUUUGGCAAGAGGUUUGUCUCCGGCAUACCUACGAUUUGGUGGCACCAAGACGGACUUUCUCAUUUUCGAUCCCCAAAAAGAACCAACCUUUGAAGAGAGGAGUUACUGGCAGUCUCAAGUCAACCACGAUCCUUGCGAGUCUGGAUCCAUCCCGUCUGAUGUAGAGACGAGGCUGCAGACGGCGUGGCCCCUCCAGGAACAAUUGCUGCUCAGAGAACAGUUUCAGGAGAAGUUCAAGAACAGCACUUACUCAAAAAGCUCCGUGGACAUGCUGUAUUCUUUUGCAAACUGCUCAGGACUGGACUUGAUCUUUGGGCUAAACGCUUUACUACGAACAGCGGAUUUGCAGUGGAACAGUUCCAAUGCUCAGUUGCUCCUGGACUAUUGCUCUUCCAAGAAUUAUAACAUUUCUUGGGAACUAGGCAAUGAACCUAACAGUUUCCGCAAGAAGGCUGGUAUUUUCAUCGAUGGAUUGCAGUUAGGAGAAGAUUUUGUCAAGUUGCAUAAACUUCUAGAAAAAACCACUUUCAAAACUUCAAAUCUCUAUGGUCCUGAUGUUGGCCAGCCCCGCGGAAAGACUGUCGAGAUACUGAGGAGUUUCCUGAAGGCUGGGGGCGAAGUGAUUGAUUCGGUCACAUGGCACCACUACUACUUGAAUGGACGAAUUGCUACCAAAGAAGAUUUCCUAAACCCUGAUGUGCUGGACACUUUUACUUCAUCUGUGCAAAAAGUUUUCCAGGUUGUUGAGGAGACCCGACCCCACAAGAAGGUUUGGUUAGGAGAAACGAGCUCUGCGUACGGCGGGGGAGCGCCCUUGCUGUCCAACACCUUUGUGGCCGGCUUCAUGUGGCUGGAUAAGCUGGGCCUGUCGGCCAGGAUGGGCAUAGAGGUGGUAAUGAGGCAAGUGCUCUUCGGGGCCGGAAACUACCACUUAGUGGCGGAAAACUUCGAACCUCUCCCUGAUUAUUGGCUAUCUCUUCUGUUCAAGAAAUUGGUGGGCACCAACGUGUUUAUGGCAAGUGUGAAAGGUCCAGACAGAAGUAAACUUCGAGUAUACCUUCAUUGCACUAAUGUCAACCACCCGAGGUAUAAAGAAGGAGAUCUCACUCUGUACGCCUUAAACCUCCACAACGUCACCAAACGCUUACAGCUGCCCCGUCAUCUCUUCGACAGACCAGUGGACAAAUACCUCAUGAGACCUUUAGGCCCUGAUGGAUUGCUUUCCAAAUCCGUCCAGCUCAACGGCCGAACUCUGAGGAUGGUGGAUGGUCACACCCUCCCGGCUCUGACAGAAAAAGCUCUCCGUCCAGGAAGUUCACUGGGCUUGCCAGCUUUCUCUUAUGGAUUUUUUGUGAUAAGAAAUGCCAAAGUUACCGCUUGCCUCUGAAAAUGAAAGGCAUACACUAGCCCCAAGACAGAACUUUUCGAGUGUAUUUAUCGGUGAGAGGAAAGCAGAACCCAAGCUACAGGAAGGCAAGGAGGUGCCUGACAAAGGCUGGUGGGAGCUCCACGGACCC
Molecule: messenger RNA, 1771 nt
Organism: Neogale vison (American mink)
Lineage: Eukaryota; Metazoa; Chordata; Mammalia; Carnivora; Mustelidae
Gene: HPSE
Product: heparanase
Exons: 12
Coding region: 1-1641 (546 amino acids)
Cellular component (GO): extracellular matrix; membrane
Molecular function (GO): hydrolase activity, acting on glycosyl bonds
Source: RefSeq, a predicted model, not a curated record